CCUUUUCUUUUCAGAAACAUUUAACGAACAUGUGUUCUAUAAAUAGACCCUCCAACCUCCAGUCCAGUGUCCUACCAUAGCAACAAUAUUGAUUGCCCUGUUCAUCAUAUUCAUCCCCCUUUUGCUCUCGCCCCUUCCAUCGUGCGCCCAGCGCAUCAUCAUAGUUGGAUAAGGCUAGAGAUCAUCAUGGCCAAGGCCUUGCCUCUCGUCGCGCUGCUCAUCGCUGGGUGCGCGGCGCUGGCUUCGGCCGCCACGAUCACCGUCGGCGACUCGCAAGGAUGGACGACCGGCGUCGACUACACCAGCUGGGCCAGCGGCAAGAGCUUCUCCGUCGGGGACAAACUCGUGUUCAACUACGUGAGCAAGGCGCACACGGUGACGGAGGUGAGCAAGAGCGGCUACGACGCCUGCUCCGGCAACAACAAUCUGCUCGACGACGACAGCGGCUCCACCACCGUCCCGCUCAACACCCCCGGAACGCACUACUUCAUCUGCAACGUCCCCGGCCACUGCUCCGACGGCAUGAAGUUCGCCGUCACCGUCUCCGCCACGCCCUCCGGCAACACCCCGUCCGCGGGCGCCCCGCAGGUUUCUGCGGCGGCGAUGGCCUCCGUCGUCGCCGCGGCCGCCGGCGCUGCGAUCAAGCUCGCGCUCUUCUGACGGAGCACGGCCAUCGUCUCAGGGUAGAGACAGUGCAUGCAGACUACGUUCUUGGCCGUUGAUGGUUCGUGUGAUCAGUAAUCGUUGUCCACAUCUCUGCUACGUUUUCUGGCGAUUGCUCGUCGAGCAGCUCGUGUAAGCACGUUACUCUGCAGUGGCGUGCCUCUUGAUGUCUGUGAUUGUGUGUAUUCAUCACCAGGUGUAUAUCAUGUCUCAAUGUCUGAUCGUUUUUUGUUGUGUAUAUCUUCCUGCAAAUAAAAUAAAAUUUGAUCAUAUUGUGUUCAAUGGA
Molecule: messenger RNA, 949 nt
Organism: Setaria italica (foxtail millet)
Lineage: Eukaryota; Viridiplantae; Streptophyta; Magnoliopsida; Poales; Poaceae
Product: blue copper protein
Exons: 2
Coding region: 187-660 (157 amino acids)
Cellular component (GO): plasma membrane
Molecular function (GO): electron transfer activity
Source: RefSeq, a predicted model, not a curated record